UGCACAUCAUCUGUACACAGUAACAGAAGCAAUAAAUACAGAGGUAACAGCAAUAUCACUCAUUUAAAGUAAAAGUUGACCAAAAAUGGUGAAAAUCAGCUUGCAAAUUAAAGCCAAUCUUGAGAAUAUUGACGAGUUAUAUACAAUCCAUCCAAAUUAUAACUUUUUGCUGAAGAUCAAAUGUCUCAGCUGUGGAGAAGUCUCAGACAAAUGGCAUGAUGUGACUGAAUCACAGACCUAUCCAACAAAAAUGGGCAAAUCUGAAGUUCAUUACCUUGCAAAAUGUAAACUGUGUUCAAGAGAAAACAGUCUUGAUAUUAUUCCAGGCAGUAAUGGAAAAUUUACAUCAAACAGUGGUGGAAAAUUUGUUACUCUUGUAACAUUUGACUGUAGAGGUAUUGAGCCAAUUGAGUUUUCACCUGCUGAAGGUUGGAUUGCAAGGGUGGAAGAGAGUGGCAAGGUUUUUGAUGAUGUUGACUUGAGUGAGAAAGAAUGGGCAGAUUAUGAUGAUAAAGCUAAUCAAUCUGUUGGCAUAUAUGAAUUUGAAUCACAAUUUAUUAAAGUCAAAUAAAUAUCUUAAACAACUCA
This is a messenger RNA of Dalotia coriaria, 588 nucleotides long. RefSeq names its product UPF0587 protein CG4646. Lineage: Eukaryota; Metazoa; Arthropoda; Insecta; Coleoptera; Staphylinidae. The transcript has 2 exons. The record is from RefSeq and is a predicted model, not a curated record. Gene Ontology annotation, molecular function: zinc ion binding. Bases 86 to 571 code for a protein of 161 amino acids.